AUGUGUGGGACAACGAAUCCAAUCGAUGUUCGCGGAGUGCCUUGCGCACUGAAACCUCAUCUCAACGAAGGUGUCGGCAGGAAGGUCCUUGGUUCCCUCUCUCAACAUGGAUGCCAGCGGAGCUUUCUUGACUGGGUCAAAAAUUUUCGACGUGACGAUCCAGUCAUAGAGAAAGAAGAGCUUUUGAUGUGUCCAAUGCUAUGGUGUCGCAACAGUUUCAAAGAUGUUGAUGCGACUGUGUGUCACGUUUUUACGUGCCCUCGCCUUUCCAAUGGAUGGUACUGGUGCCCGUACUGCAAGCGUCCCGAACGAUUUUUGGAGUGCGACAAGGGAUGCGAUAUCAUACUUAGACCCAGGCUGCAAAAGAGGGGAGCAAAGCUGGCCGUUACAUUCUUCAGGUGGCUGGGUCGCAGACGCUCUCUAAAAAAGACAGUAGAUACUGCUAGAAAAGUCGAAUUAGAGGAUACUGCUCGAGAUGAACGCAUUCGACGGGGCAGCUACAAGGGAGAGCUUGGCAAAGGCCGUCAGACCUUAGCACUUGACACAGAGAAGCCUGGCCUCUGUCUAUCAAAUCUCAGCCAAGGUUCCUCGCAUGCGCACGAUUUGAACACCAGAGCUGACGCUGUCUAUGCUGGAUGGGUGAAUGAGAAAGCCAAAUACCCUGGAGAUCGGUCAGGCGCGGCUGAGAUCACUGGUGGCGAUGUGUCUAGAUCAGAGCUCCCAUCACGACAACGAGUCAAUGUGCGGUCGCUGCACGAGAUGUUCGGCUCAACUCCGUUUGAUACGUUGGAAGCAGGCAGUGACAGCACCGACGAUAGAAAGCUAGGUCUGCAAGCGUUGGUGUCACCGCCGUUGAUUGAUAUGUUUGAUGCUUCUGUUCCAACUGACCUAGAAUUGCCAACCGUCGAUCCGGUCUAUUGGACGGCAGAGUUACGAGAUCGCGCUAGCUUCAACAUCGCUGAUGCUCACACCGUGACCUCAUUUUCGACUUCGCAGGAUCUGCAAGCUGACAGCGUUUACGGCCAAAACCACCCAAGUGCUGACACUCUUGGAGAAAGCUUUACCAAAUUUUCACAUUUCUUGGACGCGGACGCGGAUGGUGCCAGUAGUCCAUUCCACAACCUCCAUGAAGGAAUUGCAAACAUUUGUCCAAAUAUGCCCUCUCUAGGACUUGAUUUUCCAGGGCCACAAACUGCCUCUCCAAGCACACCGAGUCCAAGUCUGAUCUCCCAGCUGUCCAGCGCAGUGUCACUAAGUAGUCGAACCUCGACACUUAUAUCUCCCACGUCAAACCUUGGCUCUCAAGAUUCACGGAUCCGACAAGUCCCAGCCGUCAGUGCGGUAGCAAAUUUGGAAGAUGGCAUCAACGCUUGGAGGUCACAAAGCUCAACGCUUCCACCGCCAAAUUUUGAGGAAACGCAGUCACAAGCCCGUCUUGCUAAGCUAAGAGCCAACACCAUACCAGCCAGCGACUCGACUGGGUACCAUCGGUACUCAAGCAGUGAGCGCCAGCAAAUCCCCAUUCAGACACAAAGACUUGGCACAGAGGCCGACUACGACCAUGGACCCCAUCUAGGGGCCAACCCGGCACAAAUUCGAACCCAAGUCGAAGAGCUUCUAGGACUGGUACGUAUUGUCAACAAUGAGUGGAUGCAGAGGUUGCUCCCAAGCCCUGAGCUACACAUACGAUGCUCAUCACUGUCCGCUCGUACAUUGCUCGCAAAGGGCAUUUACACUUUGAAGAAUUGGCUUUGUGGAAAACUUGAAAGUAAUUUCGAAGAAGUAUUUUCGUUCAUGCACGUAGCCUUUGCCGCUGCCUUUAUCUUGCACCAUAAGGAUGAGUCGCACUGUUGGGAUGCUUUCUUCCAAGAUGCACUUCAGCUGCAGCACGCAAUGGUUGACAGAGAGGGUAAGUUUAUGUUUGUGACGGCUAUGGAUCGUUGGUGGUGGCUACCUGGUCAACAGAUACCAAAUUCCAACGCCAAUCCUCAUUCGCCAGUUAUCUGGAAUCCGUCUCAGGAACUCUCGAUUGGAGGCGAUCAGGCAGCAUUGCUUCAGGAACUGAGGAAUAGCAAAGUUUUCAGGGUCUGCACCGGCUUUCUCGAUGGGUUUGAGGAGGCCACUAUCAUGGAGAAAAACAGGUCAUUCCCUGGCGCUGCAGUGGCUGCAAGAACCGACCUUCCUAGGAUUGGCGAACUGGUUAAGAAGAUCAUCAGACCUCUUGAACAGAGAAAAGGUAUUGAGGCUUUUCAAGCCAAUCUAGCGAAUGCUAGCUUCGGUAUAUGUGGCGGAACUCUACGUGAGAUCCGUGAAGUAGAGGUCGUGUUGGUCUCCAGUGCCCGAUUUAGCUCCCAAGCUCUCGAAGUCUUUGAAAGAUUUCAAAAUGACGUGAUGACUCAGUGCAACACAGCUAUGGGCUCAUCAAAUCGAAUGUGGCGUAAUCAGUACUAUAUCGCGGAUCUGAAGGACAUCAUGGAUAUAUUGGGAGAACCGGAGAGGCACCAGGGCUUCGAUUUUGCUUCAAGAUAUCCGCUGAAUACUAGUGUCCUUGCAGUCAACUGCACUCAUGAGAUAUCCGUCGGAUCCCCUACCUCGCUGUCUUCGAGGAGUACUGGAGGUCUUACUGUCGGCUCCUCACCGAACAGUCUCGCAACUCGGACAUCUAUGGAUUUGUCCAAAAUGGACGAUGUCAGCACUCAGACGACCUCGCCAAGCGCGGCGUCUCAGGCUUCCACUCCACCUACGUCGUCAAGUUGCAGUAUCUCGACAUCAAAUGUGGAAAUAUGUCAUCUCUGCGGAGAAAGGUUCACAGGUGCACCAGCAAACGCAAGAUCGAACUUGACUCGCCACUUGCGGACAUCGCCAAAACACAACAAAGAUGCAGGUCUCAAGUGUCCCGAACUGGAUUGCCACGCGAAGCCCAAGAGAUCGGAUAACCUGGGGGGCCAUCUUAAGAGGAAACAUGGACUCACUUCACCAUCCGAAUUAGAGCAGGCUAUGAAGAAGAGCAGGGAGCUGAGUACUGUGCCAGAGAACGCUUGA
Messenger RNA from Letharia columbiana, 3042 nucleotides. RefSeq lists its product as uncharacterized. The record is from RefSeq and is a predicted model, not a curated record. NCBI's taxonomy places the organism in Eukaryota, Fungi, Ascomycota, Lecanoromycetes, Lecanorales, Parmeliaceae. The coding region runs from base 1 to 3042 and encodes 1013 amino acids. The transcript has 7 exons.